GCGCAGCCGCUCCGCCGUAGAGCAGCGUAAGAGAAGUGGCGAUGGGGGAGGAGCGCGGCGCACAACGCACGCGCCGGAGGAGGCGCAGUUCGUACGAGAGCGCCCGGUGAGGCGUGCGCAUGCGUAUGCGCAAUUGAAUAGAGGUGGCCGUUGUAGUGCGUGGCGCAGAGUGCGUAGUCACAGUAGUUCGGGGGCCGACGGCGGUCGGCAUGGAGCGGGAGCUGCAGGAGGAGGAGGAUGAUGACUUCGCGCUGGCGCUGCAGCUCCAGGAGCUGUGGGAGGCGGACGGGGAGGCGUCGGCGGUGGCGUGUAUAGAGGCCCCACCGGAUCCCGCGUCCCUCAGCCCGCUGUCGGUGGUGGAUGAAGCCUGGGAGCUGCUGGACCCCAGCCCCGACGUGUACGGCCUCUUCGUGCAGUUCAACGAGACGCUCUUCUGGGGGCGGCUGGCGGCUGUGGAGGUGUCCUGGAGCCCGCGCAUGACUCUGUACGGCCGGUGGGGGAGAGGGAGGGAGGUGGGGCUGGGAGCCCACAGGCCCCGCUGCGGGGUUUCUGCCCCCUCCUCUGCUGGUGGG
Molecule: messenger RNA, 572 nt
Organism: Meleagris gallopavo (turkey)
Lineage: Eukaryota; Metazoa; Chordata; Aves; Galliformes; Phasianidae
Source: RefSeq, a predicted model, not a curated record